AUGGAUUCUGCCAGUUGCAGCUCGGAAUCAGACCUAAGUUCGUGGUCAAACUCUAGUGUGGGCGAUGGGCCAACUGCCAGUAGCUGCACACUGCGAGCAUGUCCCUCGAAAGGCUGUGAAGUAUCCUGCUGCGAAGGAGACCCCAGCCGACCUCCGUACACCAGGGUCAUGCCGGAGGAUCGGCGGUACGGGGUCGUUGUGAGCAAUGAAGAGGAUCCCUGUAACUGCGAGUUCACUUGUGUACUUCAGUUCCUGCUGAAAUCCUUCCACAGGGUUGCAGAGGAAGUGAGUUCUCUGCGGUUCAGCGAGUGCACCGCGGUGGAGAAGUUCGACUGCAACUUGAUAAUCGUCGGUGUGGACGAUUAUACGAAGGACUGGCUGAUCACCCAGACCAGAGCGAUCUGUCCCCCCUUUAAAGUCUCCUCUUUCAUCAGACAUUUUGAACUGGUUAAGGUGUCCUUUGUCAUGCCAAAGGUGGUGGACGCUCGGCUCUGCCGCAUAUUUUACCUCUUUGAGAAGCAGAACUGUGGACUCGACACUGGCAAGUGGUGUGUGGUGAAACAAACCCCCCUGGAUGAAUGCAGUGAGGAGUACCAAUCGAAGGUAGUGUACCCCGAUGCGGAGAACGUCGAGAUACUGGCCUACAUAGACGAAGAGAGCGUAGACAUAAUCAAGAGAAAUUGCUCGAAGAUCUGCUACAUGCUAUUCCAUUUGCCGGUGGACUUUUGCCCAAAAGCCUAG
Drosophila subpulchrella is the source of this 741-nucleotide messenger RNA. RefSeq lists its product as uncharacterized. The record is from RefSeq and is a predicted model, not a curated record. The transcript has a single exon. The coding region runs from base 1 to 741 and encodes 246 amino acids. Lineage: Eukaryota; Metazoa; Arthropoda; Insecta; Diptera; Drosophilidae.